UUGGAGAUCACACUUGUCCGGAAUUCUUGUCUGGAAAGGGACCUGCUUUUAUCAGAAUUGCUAUUUGGCUUUAUGAGAGACAGUGUAAGCAGUCGCAGACCAUCAACUGGUUGCAUGCCGGAGAUGCUGGGAGGGGGUGUGGCAAGACAGCGAGGUGGAUGCCUGCAUGAGAUGUGAUAGAGAAAAGUGAGCUGGAUCCUGGGCAGCAGAUUACUGUCUGGCUGCUGCUUGAUGAUGAGAUAGGGAGGCCGGCCUCCACCUCCUUCCCCUCACUGCUAGCAGAUCAUUCAGUAACAAGGGAAGACAGCUGAUCACAGUUCAAAGAAUGGAGAACUCAAGUGCCAGCUCAAUGGAUGCACCUGACUCCUCACCAUGGGAUUCUGGGGACAACUUCACACAGAGGCCACCACUGGAUCCUACUGACUCUGAUCUUAUUGGAGAUGACAGGACAGAACUGAGCAGUAUGGCUGUCAUGCUUCAGAAGGCUUUACCUGAACUUCUGGCUACCUCUGCCCCAUUCUGGGAUAGCCCAUUGAACCAUGGCCUGAGUGUCCUUGUUGGGGUGGCUCUGUGUGUUACUAUGCUAGGUCUGGGCUGCACAGUGGAAGUAAGCCAGAUAGGAGGACAUCUGAGAAGACCCAUUGGGGUUCUCCUAGCCCUCAUCAGCCAGUUUGUCCUCAUGCCACUGGUGGCUUUCCUUCUGGCUCUGAUCUUUUCACUGAAUGAAGUAGCUGCUAUUGCCGUGCUGCUGUGUGGCUGCUGUCCAGGGGGGAAUCUGUCCAACAUCAUGUCUCUACUUGUGAAUGGAGAUAUGAACCUCAGUAUCAUCAUGACCGCGUCUUCCACCCUUCUGGCUUUGCUGUUAAUGCCCCUCUGCCUGUGGAUCUACAGCCGGCCAUGGAUUAACACACCGAUUGUGCAGUUUCUACCUCUGGGAGCCGUCACGCUGACUCUCUGCAGCACUCUUCUUCCUAUUGGUCUGGGGGUCUUUAUACGUUACCGUUACAGCCGGAUUGCGGAUAUACUGCUUAAGGUUUCUCUCUGGUCUCUGCUGGUAACGUUGGUUCUCCUGUUUAUUCUUACUGGAGCAAUGCUGGGACCUGAGCUCCUGGCCACUAUUCCCCCAUCUGUGUAUGUUGUAGCUGUGAUCAUGCCUAUGAUAGGCUAUGCAAUGGGAUACGGCCUUGCUACUUUAUUCAGCCUGCCACCCAACUGCAGGAGAACGGUGUCUCUGGAAACAGGAUGCCAAAACGUCCAGCUCUGUACGGCUCUUCUGAAGCUCGCUUUUCCCGCUCACCUCAUAGGAAGCAUGUACAUGUUCCCAUUACUAUAUGCACUCUUCCAGGCCGCUGAGGCGGGAAUAUACGUCCUAGCCUACAAACUCUACAGGAAGGAAGUUCUCCAUAAACCGGAGCCUCUGGAAGAAGACGAGGACACAGAUAUUUCAUACAGAAAACUGAAAGAAGAAGAGAUUAAUGAAAUAUCAUAUGGGACGGUAUCCACAGAAGACCAAAAUUCUGUAGGGAAGGAGCCACCCUCAGGACUGCGCUAAUUUUGUUUAAAAUUCUAGAUAUGUGUCAGACAAGUUUAAAUCACAGUGCAUACUUGCCAAGAAUUCAGUGUCCUUGGACACUUUGCUAUUUUGGCAAUCGCAUAUACGUACAACCUAUACUCUGCUGUGUCAUUGGAAAUAAUACACUAAAUGCUCAACAUUACUACCCGGCACGGUCACAAUAACAUUUGGUCAUAUAUAAAAUUCAUACACGUCUGCAGAUUCCAGAAUUAUGUCAGAUACUGACAACAAAAUCCAGCACACAAAAACGGAGAAGUGAUCCUGUGCACUAUUGCUGUAAUCCAGUACAUAGGCUUACUCUAAGAAUUGCCACUUUCCAUUUUAAAAUAAUUGACAGUUAUGCCCAGUGUGUUGCCUAACUAAUGUGAAUUGUGUAUAUCCUUUUAUUCUGAUAUGUGAGCAAAACAUAGUAUUAUGGGUAAUUAACUGAAUCUACUAAAUAUGACAGUGUUAAUUCUGAGUAAUAUAAAUUGCUUUGUGUUACCGUGUGUAAGGCUGCAGUGUAUAUCUUGAGAAGCAAAGUCAACGCUGCUCCAGGGACUUUCCUUCAAAUGGACUACAUACAUCACUUAUUACCCAGAAUCCCAAGCUGCACCAAUGAACUGUACAAUGAGUUCCCGUGGGUUUGUGCAGAGGUGGCAAAUGUGUCUCAAGCAUGUGAAUGUCCUCAUAAAUGUAUUGAACUACUAGUACACUCUGCA
Messenger RNA from Pseudophryne corroboree (corroboree frog), 2274 nucleotides. It is a transcript of the gene SLC10A4, whose product is annotated as solute carrier family 10 member 4. Gene Ontology annotation, cellular component: membrane. The record is from RefSeq and is a predicted model, not a curated record. The transcript has 3 exons. The coding region runs from base 326 to 1552 and encodes 408 amino acids. Gene Ontology annotation, biological process: bile acid and bile salt transport. Gene Ontology annotation, molecular function: bile acid:sodium symporter activity. Lineage: Eukaryota; Metazoa; Chordata; Amphibia; Anura; Myobatrachidae.